Molecule: messenger RNA, 855 nt
Organism: Symbiodinium natans
Lineage: Eukaryota; Dinophyceae; Suessiales; Symbiodiniaceae
Source: the annotation of a GenBank genome assembly
AUGGCUUUCCGCUCGGCUCGACCACUUCGCUUCCGCCUGACAAGGCUCUUGCGGGCAGGAGGUGCAGAAGACGCGAAGCCGCGGUGGACUCUGCCCGAGGCAGACUACCACAAGUACACCUACCAGCCCUCCAUCCCAGACAAGCAUUUCAACAUCGGCCACUGGAACUAUGCCCCUAUCACCAUGUGGCUGCGCGCCCGGCGCCCCGCGAUGGAGCGCGUGCUGGGUGACGUCUACACCACUCUGACCGCCACAGGGACGGCAGUCUGGUCGCCCUUUUACGCGAACAUCCACGCCAACCUCCCAGGGUUCGGCUACAAGUUCCUCGGACUGGUAGGUGCCCUCAUCGGCUACAACCUUGCCGUCAUGUACGUGACUUCCCGCACCGAGGCCUGGAUGUUCCUCGAGAAGAUUCGCCUGUAUGCUCUGGGCGACGAGCUGGUGAAGAAGGGCUUUUUCAUGUCCGACUCAGAGGAGGCGCACUCUCGGCAGCACAAGUACGACCACGAGGUCGAGCGGCUGAACCACCUCUGGGAGGAGGCCAUCGCGGAUGCCACGCAGAUGAGGUCCUUCGACAGGCUCUGUGAGCAUCUCGCCGUGGAUCCUGAGAAGCUCCCCGUGGCUGAGAUCCCCAAGCCCAUCUCCUGGCGAUUCAGCCUGAUGCCGUAUGGACGGGAUGAUCCCGAUGCCAAGACCUUCAGCUUCGCUCCUGUAGACUCGCCAGCGGCCAGCAACUACUUCUUGCUCGAUAUGGGGAACUCCGGCGACUACAUCGACCGCCAGGACAACAAGCCGAAUCCCAUCCGCAAGGGCCGACACAUGUACACUGCUGCGUACAUGCCCCCGACAAAGUGA